AUGUUAGUUAAAGAAAAAAGAAAAGCGACUACCAUCAGAGAAGAAUACAAGUCAGAUAAAUUUCACGAAGAUGAAUGCUCGUCAACAGGUAUUGAUCCAGAAACAAGUUCACUUACUCCGGAACAAAUGGAGGAAUUUUUUCAAGCAACUGAAGAUGGUUCAAUUGAACGAUUGGAACGAUUAUUUAAUGAAAAAAAGAAUGCUGAUCCUAAUAUGACACGCUUUACUGAAUCUCUUCUUAUGGCAGCUAUUCGACGACAACGUAAUGAAGUAGCUGAAUAUCUUAUUGAUCAAUUAGAAGUUAACGUUAAAUAUGCAGCUGAUCUUCAUGAAUUUCAUUUUCGUAAAAAAAAUCCUAUUCGACAACGAACAUUUUCAUGUCGAGAUUUAGCAUAUGAAAAAGGCAUGAUGGAACUUGUUGAUUUAAUUGAUAUAACAAAUGAUGAAGUUACACCAAAUAUUAAACGGUACUUACGUAAACGUCUUCAAAAACGACUGGAUAUUAUUAAUGAAACUUAUUUAAAACGUGUUAAAGAACAUAAUAAAUAUUCAUUAUUGCAAUCAAAUGAAGAAAUAGAAAAUAGUCCAUCACCUACGAUGAAUAUAAAUGAUGAAGAAAUUAUACAACAACCAACAAUCUUACCCCCAAUUACUCCACGUCCAUAUAAAUCACAUAUUCAAGAAACAGUCCAAAAUAUUGAUAGAACAUAUGAAAAAUCAAUUGAUGAAACAGGAAAAAAAUCGUUUCGAUUUUCUAAUUAUAAUCUUCAUUUUCGUCUUGUUGAAACACAAGAUUCAAAUAUGAAAAUUAAAGAACAAUCUCAAAUAAAAACAAUAAUACCUUCUCUUCCUAUUAUUCAAUUACCAACAUCACCUUCAUCACCAUCAAUUAGAUCAGACAGUAAUCGUCGUUCAAUUAGUGAAGCUAGUACGCGUCUAUCAAUACGAGAUACAAAUACAUCAAGAUGUCAUCCAGUUCGACGUACAACUAUACCUGAAAUAGUAUCUACUGAAAAUAAACCACCAAUAACAACUACGACUAAACAUUUAUUACCACAACGUAUUAAUCGAAAUAAGAUAAAACAUCGUUAUAUUCCUCAACAACAAGAUACUUUAUAUAAUCAAUCACGAAGUUUUGUACCAGUGACUUUGAAAGCAACGGCUAUUGGUUUGCCAUCUGAUAGUCGAAUUAUUAGAGACUAA
Rotaria sp. Silwood2 is the source of this 1203-nucleotide messenger RNA. Lineage: Eukaryota; Metazoa; Rotifera; Eurotatoria; Philodinida; Philodinidae. The record is from the annotation of a GenBank genome assembly.